This is a messenger RNA of [Candida] anglica, 899 nucleotides long. The record is from the annotation of a GenBank genome assembly. NCBI's taxonomy places the organism in Eukaryota, Fungi, Ascomycota, Pichiomycetes, Serinales, Debaryomycetaceae.
GAAUCUCGCCAUCUCAUUGAAGCAAUUGACCGGUUCUGUUCUUUAUACAACAAAAAAAUUGUAACCAUGUCUACAUUAUUUUCUCUCAAGGGGAAGGUCGCAUUGAUUACCGGGGCCACAAACGGAAUUGGGCUCGGAAUGGCCAAGGGGCUCGCUGAGGCGGAAAUUGAUCAAAUCAUUUUAACAUACCGAUCUGAGGGCCCGCUUGAACGUGCCACCAAUGUAUUGAAAGAAAUCAACCCAAAGGUCGUCAUCAGUGCUGUUCAUGCCGACUUGGGGGCAGGCACGGAAGAUGAGGUGGUGGAUAAAAUUGUCACUGAGGCAUACGCCGUGGCACAAUCCGGGGUCAUUGAUAUUUUAAUCAAUAACGCCGGGAUCAAUAACCGUCACCCUUUUGAAGCAUUCCCAGCGGCAGAUUUCGCGGAAGUGUUGCGAAUCAAUUUGCAAAUCCCAAUAAAGCUCACACAAAGGGUCGGAACACAAAUGCUCAAAACGAAAACCGAGGGUCGUGUCGUGUUCACGGCCUCUCUUAUGUCCUUCCAAGGUGGUAUGAAUGCCACCGCCUAUGCGGUCACCAAGGGGGGGAUCAACCAAUUCACCAAGGCACUUCUGAACGAAUGGUCUCUGAAGGGGAUUCGGAUCAACUCCAUUGCCCCGGGAUACAUCGACACGAACCUCACGGGCACCAUGGACCCACAGCAUCGUGCCACCAUCUUGCCCCGGAUUCCCAUUGGCAGAUGGGGUGAAAUUGACGAUUUCAAGGGUCCUAUCGUGUUCUUGACCCUGGACGCCAGUAGGUAUGUGACAGGUGAGACCUUGUUGGUGGAUGGUGGUUGGAUGGGCCGUUAAGCCAACUUGGUUAGUGAGAAUCUAGAUAAGGAGAAUAUAUGACAGCCACC